Molecule: messenger RNA, 7468 nt
Organism: Nycticebus coucang (slow loris)
Lineage: Eukaryota; Metazoa; Chordata; Mammalia; Primates; Lorisidae
Gene: TACC1
Product: transforming acidic coiled-coil containing protein 1
Exons: 15
Coding region: 409-2796 (795 amino acids)
Biological process (GO): cerebral cortex development; cell population proliferation; mitotic spindle organization
Cellular component (GO): cytoplasm
Source: RefSeq, a predicted model, not a curated record
CCUCGCGCCGCUCCACCUGUCGCCCUUCGCCGCGGGAAGGGUCCCUGGCAGAGGCUGGCCUGGGGCUCUCCCGCAGGCCCGCGCACCCGGGACGCGGCCGGGGCGCUUGGGUCGCCGAGCAGGCCAAGCCCUGUAACUUGCGGGAAAGUUGGCAGCUUCUUUAGCGAGCCCCUUUUCCCGGCGGCCGGGACCCCAGGGCUGGGCUUUCCCGUCUCCCCCCACUCCCGUCCCCCGCCCGCCCCACCCUUCCUUCCCCGCCCGCGCUCGGGCAGAGCCGCCCCGCAGCGGACUCCGGCUGGCGCAGAGGGGGCGCCAGGCUCGGAGCGAUGGGGGGCUCCCACUCGCAGACCCCACGGGCUCGGGAAGACGCCGGAGAGACCGCGAGCUGGAGCCGGAGGAGCCGCGCUCAUGGCGUUCAGCCCUUGGCAGAUCCUGUCCCCCGUGCAGUGGGCGAAGUGGACGUGGUCCGCGGUGCGCGGCGGGGACGCCGGGGAGGACGAGGCCGGUGGGCCCGAGGGCGACCCCGAGGAGGAGGACUCGCAAGCCGAGACCAAAUCCUUGAGUUUCAGCUCGGAUUCUGAAGGUAAUUUUGAGACCCCUGAAGCUGAAACCCCGAUCAGAUCACCUCUCAAGGAAUCCUGUGAUUCAUCACUAGGAUUAACAGGAUCUGGGGCCAAAACCCAAGAAUCACAAGAAGCUGAUGAAGUGGUUGAAAAGCGCUCAUCUGACACUUGUUCUAGACCUUCAGAAAAUGAGUUAUCUCAGCAGGCCGUUGAUUCUCACUUAGUCAAGGAUUUCAAAGAAGAACCUGAACACGAUGUUAGCAAAAUUUCAGUUGUAAGGCCAUUUUCAAUAGAAACCAAGAAUUCUACAGAUGUCCCGGCAGCUUUUGGAACAAAAGCAGCUCAUGGCUGUAUAACUGGAGUCUUAGGAGAGGGUUUGCCCCCCAGUGUAUCACACGCCCCACAGAACAAGGCAAUGACAGAAGGCAGUAUGGGAGUUAUGCUCGAGCCAUCGGCAGAAGCUGAUCUAAAGUCCUUAAACUCCUGCCCAGAGCCUGUGCCCUGGAGAAGCAAACUAAGAAAGCCCAAACCUGUCUCUCUGAGGAAGAAAAUGAUUGGAGGAGAGUUCUCAGACACUGAAACUGCUGUGGAGGGAGCAUCUCUUUCCAAGACAUCCUACCAGUUCAGCAUCAGAGAAUUGGACAAGAACACAAACCCUUCUUUUCUAGGAGAAAUCUCGGGCACUCUCAGUAGUGACACCAGUGAUUUGGGGGUUGAGCUGUCAGAGGAGGCAAGGAACUCAUCUCUCAAACUCGAGUUUCAUUUCAUAGAAGACAUGGAAAACACAGAGGCCCAGAAGGCUCUUCCAAGGAAACUUGGCAGGAAACUUGGUAACAAACUGACUCCCAGGAUACAAAAUGACAGCAUCAACAAGCCGGUGGGUGUAGCGCAGCCUGCAGAGCCACCGGGAGACGCGUCUCUCUCUCUACUAGACGCUAGUCAGUGGGACAAGCCCAGCUUCAGUCCCUUUGGGAGCCACUCCCUUCUGCAAAACUCCCCUCCCCUCUCCUCGAAGGGUUCUUACCACUUUGACCCAGAUAACUUUGAUGAAUCCAUGGAUCCCUUUAAACCAACUACAGCUUUAACAAGCAGUGACUUUUGUUCUACCACCAGUAAUCAUGUUAACGAAGUCUUAGAAUCACCCAAGAAGGCAAAGUCCCGUUUAAUAACGACUACUGAGCAAGUGAAAUUUCUCUGUUUUCUGUUGAGUGGCUGUAAGGUGAAGAAAUAUGAAACUCAGUCCCUUGCUUUGGAUACAUGUUCUCAGGAUGAAGAAGCAGUGAUCUCCCAGAUUUCAGACAUUUCUAAUAGGGAUGGCCACGCUACUGAUGAAGAGAAACUGGCGUCCACAUCAUGUGGUCAGAAACCAGCUGGGGCCGAGGUGAAAGGUGAGCCAGAGGAAGACCUGGAGUACUUUGAGUGUUCCAAUGUUCCUGUGUCUGCCAUAAAUCAUGCGUUUUCAUCCUCAGAAGCAGGCAUAGAGAAAGAAACAAGCCAGAAGAUGGAGGAAGAUGGAGCCACCGUGCCUGGACUGUUGGAAUCCUCUGCAGAGAAGGCCCCCGUGUCACUGUCCUGUGGUGGCGACAGCCCCCUGGAUGGGAUCUGCCUCAGCGAAUCCGAUAAAACAGCUGUGCUUGCCUUGAUCAGAGAGGAGAUCAUCACUAAAGAGAUUGAAGCAAAUGAAUGGAAGAAAAAAUAUGAAGAGACGCGACAAGAAGUCUUGGAGAUGAGGAAAAUUGUGGCUGAAUAUGAAAAAACUAUUGCUCAAAUGAUUGAAGAUGAACAAAGGACAAAUAUGACCUCUCAGAAGAGCUUCCAGCAGCUGACCAUGGAGAAGGAACAGGCUCUAGCCGACCUUAACUCUGUGGAAAGGUCCCUUUCCGAUCUCUUCAGGAGAUAUGAGAACCUGAAAGGUGUUCUGGAAGGGUUCAAGAAGAAUGAAGAAGCUUUGAAAAAAUGUGCUCAGGAUUACUUAGCCAGAGUCAAACAAGAGGAGCAGCGAUACCAGGCCCUGAAAAUCCAUGCUGAAGAGAAACUAGACAAAGCCAAUGAAGAGAUCGCUCAGGUUCGAACAAAAGCAAAGGCUGAGAGUGCAGCUCUCCAUGCUGGCCUCCGGAAAGAGCAGAUGAAGGUGGAGUCCCUGGAAAGGGCCCUUCAGCAGAAGAACCAAGAAAUCGAAGAACUGACAAAAAUCUGUGAUGAGCUGAUUGCCAAGCUGGGAAAGACUGACUGAGAUUCCCCUGUUAGCUCAACAGAUCUGCAUUCGGCUGCUUCUCUUGUGACCACAAUUAUCUUGCCUUAUCCAAUAAUAAUUGCCCCAUUGCAGAGAAAGAAAAAAAAAAAAAACAACUAAAAAAAGCACAUGCCUCCUGCUGCCUGUCCCGCUUUGCUGCCGAUGCGACAGCCCUGGGAGAGACCCAAGAGCUGCAGGUCCCACUGGGAGUGUGACCGGCUAGGCUGGCCUCUCCCACCCCCUCUCUGCAGCUUCAUUCAGUUAGACUGGCUGCCGAGUUUGGGUUUGUGGUUUCUCUACCUUCAGUUUGUUUGAAAGUCACCUUUACUUUUCCAAGUAUGUUAAAUUUAUGGUUCUAUGUGAUCAUCUACUAUUUGGGAUCAUCUCCUUUCGACCACCUGUGUGAUUAUUUUGUGACCCAUUUGUUUGAUCUUUUAAUUUUCAGUAUCAGUGGUCUUAUUUAAGGAGAUAAUUUGGUUUAUUAUUAGCUUCCCCCUUUAUAAACAAAAAGAAGCUCUGGGUACCCUUUUAUACACACUAUCACACUUAACUAUGUAUAUUUACAUUUGCCGUGGCUUUUUCCCUGAAGCAUAGUCAGGUAAGAACUUUUCUACAGUAGACAGUAUUUCCAACUUAAGAAUUUGGGGGAUUGAGGAUGUGAAGGCCGCAGCCUCAGGCUUUCACAACUAGGGAAGACUUUGCCAUGAGGUUUAUUGCUCUGGUGUUGGGACACACCUCAGUUUUCACAGGUGCAGCCCUUCCGUGGUUAGUCCUCAGACUGAGAGCAGUGGUGUCUCCCUUCUGCGUGAACAGCAAUACGGGACUCCCUCACAGCUGUGGUUUAAUGAAUCUACUCAAGAGUCACUUAGUCUCCUCUGCUUCCAUUUGUCGAUAUUUUAUCAACAUUUAAUCUUUAUUAUCUUCCUAUUUUAAAUAUACAAGGAAAAUCUAUUUGUAAAAGGUUUAGAUCAUCUUGAUUAAAAGGUAACUGUAGCCCCAUUACUAAUUGUAAGGUGAAGAAACAGUUGUUAUGUUAAUGAGUGUGAUGCAUUGUUCUUCAGAUGUUUUUAAAAGCAAAAAAAACCUUCCCAACUUAAGAUAGAAUUUUUAACAAAACAGGCAGUAAAAAAAUCAUGUGAACUACUCCAAAAAUCAGCUUAUUUUGAGUAUUUAAAACAAUUUGAAUACUGGGGAGGGGAGUGAAGGGAGGAGGCUUUUGCUGACAAAACCAAAUCCCUUAAGCUUUUACCGCACUCAGUUUAGGGUGGUGAGACAUUAACCCCAAAAUGAAAAUUUUCCAUGUAACCCUAGUGAAUUCCCUCCCAUUUGAUAGGCAAACCCAAUCCAUGCCGGUGUUCUGAAGCACUCUUUUGUCUUAAUCUUACACCCUGAAAGUCUUCGUGGUGAUAGAUACUAUAUUCAGUACAUGUGUGUUUUCCUACUUUCCUGUAACACUAUUGCAUGAUAAAACUUGAGCAAUGAAUUGUGCCUGGUGGAGAACAUCUAUAGAUUUUAACAAAUGAAUUUUUCGUUAGCAGCGUAUUAGUCACAUGGGUGUAAUCUUUAGCCCCAGGGAGGUCAAUGUCUUUUAAAGCCAGAAGUCACAUUUUACCAAUAUGCAUUUAUCAUAAUUGGUGCUUAGGCUGUAUUUUAAAACCUAUUGUCUUAACAUUUUGUACAAAAAAGAACAACAGAAAUUAUCUGUGGUUUGAAAAGUGGCUUGACAAUCAUUUGGGCUUUGAAUUUAGUCACUGUGGAUUAUUAUGAAUGCUGUACUAAUAGUUGUAGUGUCAACACAUGUCUCCUGCUGAUGUAGCUGAUUUCUGAGUCCUCUACUACUAGGGAGAUUAAUCUUGCAUUUUGCAGAAAGAAGCUUUGAUUGCUAAACCUUUUUGCUGCUGUGUUUUGAUGACAUAUCCAUGUUUACUUGUUUUAUGUUGAUCUGUUUUAAGUAUGAAAGGCAUAGAGUGGUCUCCACUAUAAAUUCUGAGUCAUCUUUUUAAGCUUACUUUGUAUAAAGAAAGUAGCUGUGUGUUAACACAUAGGUAACAGUCCUUCCCCAGCACACUGGUAGAAGAGACCACUUGAAAACUAGACCCUGCUGAAUGAAGCAGAAACACAAGGAAUCCCAAAAGGCCCCUGUUCACUUAUAUUUGCCACUGACCAUUGUAAGGAAAUGUCCAUUCUAAUUUAAUAAAUGGAUACUCUCCAGUAAGGAUAAAAAUUUAGCUUUUACAGCUAGAAAAUCAAGAGUAUGGGCAGAAUGAAAUGUGUUUAUUUUUCUUUAAAAAUUAAAAAAGCUUUUUAGAACUCUGGAGAAUAAGAAUACAGUAUAGAGAGUUUGCUUUAACGCAUGUGGUGGCCAAACAACUGGUUAAGCAGUGAUACCUCUUGUUACAAAAAUGAAAAAGGAACAGGAGGAGGCUGCUGGCCGAGGGAGUGUUUUGGGAAUACUAGGUGUUUUUUGUUUAUUUGUUUGUUCAUUUGUUUUGAGACUCUGGAUGCAGAGACAUCUCUUUAGCUUUUGACUUUGCCAAAGUAUAGAUAGCCUUUGUCUAACGGUACUGCAGCUGGAGAAUUUGACCAUUUGGUUGGCUAGACUGUCGGUUACAGUCAGAGCUCCUGAGAUUUAUUUUAUUUGGAGAAGCUCCUUGAAGCUGAUGACCUACCCAAACCUUUUGUUCUGUAAAAAACUGUUCUGGAAAUAUUGAGAAGCCUGGUUUUCUCAUGGGUGGUUUCUAGCUUCUUCAGGGUCAGCCCAAUUUAGAAGUGCGGAAGCACAUGGUGGUGAAAACUGAGGUCUGGCAGCCUUCCAUAUGGUCUGGAAUCUAAGGAAAAUUUGUUUCAUUUUGGAGGAAAGCUCACAUUGAAUUCUCUUUCUGGCCAGUUACCCUUUCUACCUAUCCCAUACUAUGUAUAACUCUACACAAAUAGUUAGGUAUUUAUUAGACAGCUUGAAUUAGUUCAAAUUACAAAUAGGGAGAAUAACAGCCCCACAUGUGCUGGGCUCACUAAAGCAGCUGCACUGAAACGCUCUCAGUAAAGGUAACAAAGGGCUCAUUGGAGGAUUCAAAGCUCAAAAACGAGGGUUUUAAGAGCCAGCGUUGGUAACUCUUGUGUACGCUGAAUUGGAAGUGAUUCAACACAUCCAUUUUUAGGGGAGUAGAAUUUCUAAAGCCCCUUUUUCAUUCCUGCUGUUUUUUUAUUGUGAUUGGCAGCCAUCCAUGACUCUUGUCUCUGGGUAGUCAUGGGAUUGUGUGGGCCUGCCCUCAGCCCGCGUUUCUGAUUUUAUCCUCUUGGGAAGAGAGAGAUGAGGUGUUGAACAAUAAAUGUUUCACAAAGGGAUUUAAAGUAAAGAUGUAUAUAUUCUAAAGAAUUUAAAAGGUAACAGAUUAUUAUUAAAGAACAAAUAUAGUCUGGGAAUCCCAGAAUGUCACGCCAAAGGUCUAAGAAGUCGUCUUCUCAGAUAUUUUGAUAAAGUAUUUUGAGGAGACAUCUAUCCAAAAAGGUUUGACUGGCCUCAGAUUCCAGUCACUUUUAAAAAGCAAUUUGCCACUAAAUCCUUGAGUCUCCCAUAGAGUAAAGGCAAAGAAAUUGACUCUUCUCUCUAAGGAUCUCCUCCGGAAGAUAAUAUGAUGGCUCAUUCUCCAGUGAAGACCUACUUCCUAGUGCAGAGCUUGCAUUCUGGAGACUAAAGAUUGCACUUUCCGUAGUUUUUCAUCCAAAUGCAGUCCCAUUUCUGUGCCUCUUAGCAUGUAGUUAGAUGUGGACAAACAAGAUUCCUAAGGAAUGACUUUAUUAACUAUAAUAUGGUUGCAACUAUUAUAUAAAUACAUAUUCUGGUUAUAGUUCUAAUAUGGAGAUAAUGCGUGCAAUGCUGGCCUGUGGCAAUCUGUGUAAUGCUUUAACACGUGUGGAGGAAUCGGGCUCAGCGCUGAGGUGUGGCCUGAACCUUCCCUGUAUCAGUCCUUCACUUUAGAACCGUCAAGAUGCCUCAUUCUCCCCUCUGCUUUUCACUGGCAUCUGAGAUGUUCUCCAAAAGAGCAUUUCCUAAUCACAUCAUUAUCUGAUACUCUGUGUUUAUGAAGAAUUUUCAAACGGAUAUGUAAAAAAUUUUGGCGGCACCUGUAGCUCAAAGGAGUAGGGCACUGGCCCCAUAUGCCGGAGGUGGUAGGUUCAAACCCAGCCCCGGCCAAAAACUGCAAAAAAAAAAAAAAAAAUUUGAACCCAGUUCAGAUACAGGGCAGUGUGUAAGUUACCACACCUCAGCCUUUGCCCCAGCCCUUCUCAGGCGUCAGGAUAGGAUCCAGGCAUUUCUUUAUAUCUUAGAGGUAGCAGUGAACUUUUCAGUGUUACUGUUAGCAAGUGUGUUUGCCAGUAGUACCCAUUAUGCUAAUGUGCCAGUAAGUCACUGUCCGUUGCACAUCUGCUCCCACUGUGGCCCCGCAGGAGCACGUGAAGAGCCUCUGUUGCGAGACGGGCGCUGUGCUGACUACUGCUGUCAGGAGUGUCAUGUGGAGUAAUCAUCUACAUAAAUUUUAUAUGCACAGUAAUUUCCCUUUUUAUAUGUCAAGUAAAUAUUUGUAAAAGUUAUACUCACAAAUUAUUAUGAUUACUAAUAUAUUUUUUCCAUGUUUCAUUGCUUGAAUAAAAACUGUUUACCACUGUUAGA